AAUGCUCAGUCAACAUUGAGGCUGCAGAUAUGGCAGAGGAGGAACUUUACUAUGCUUCGGUGACUAUAAAAAAUAAGAUAGAGCUUCAACCAAGAGUUAAAAAUGAGAAUGAGACCAUAUAUGAUGAAGUGAAGGUGAACAAAGAACCACCUGAGGCUAAAACAGAGAAAGAAGCUGAAGUGGAGAAGCAGAAUGAAACUGUUCAACAAACACCUGACCAAACAGAUAAAACAAUGGAAAAAUAUGACUUGGAGAAGCAAAAUGAGAGUGUUCAGAAAACUCAUGACACAACUGUAAAGGAAGCAGAAAGAUGUCGCCGCUAUCAGCAGCUGUGUUGCUGUUUUGGGACUCUCUGUGUCAUUUUGGUACUCAGCGUCAUUGGAGUCUGUGUUUAUUUUCAUGUGAGCAGUGCAAGUGAACUGAACCAGCUGAAAUCAUCCCAGCAGGUUCUGCUGGAGGAGAAUCAGAACCUGACAAACCUCAACAACAAACUCAGUUCAGAUAAUAAAAAUCUAACGAUUCAGUUUGACAACCUGACUAUGGCUUCUCAUGCCUUAGAAACCAACAUCACCAUGCUGACUGUAGAAAACUACAACCUGACUAUGGCUUCUCAUGCCUUAGAAAACAACAUCACCAUGCUGACUGUAGAAAACUACAACCUGACUAUGGCUUCUCAUGCCUUAGAAAACAACAUCACCAUGCUGACUGUAGAAAACUACAACCUGACUAUGGCUUCUCAUGCCUUAGAAACAACAUCACCAUGCUGACUGUAGAAAACUACAACCUGACAAUGGCUUCUAAGGCCUUAAAAAACAACAUCACCACACUGACAGCAGAGAAUCACAACCUGACUUCUCU
Molecule: messenger RNA, 858 nt
Organism: Poeciliopsis prolifica (blackstripe livebearer)
Lineage: Eukaryota; Metazoa; Chordata; Actinopteri; Cyprinodontiformes; Poeciliidae
Exons: 6
Coding region: 30-767 (245 amino acids)
Source: RefSeq, a predicted model, not a curated record